Molecule: messenger RNA, 519 nt
Organism: Malassezia pachydermatis
Lineage: Eukaryota; Fungi; Basidiomycota; Malasseziomycetes; Malasseziales; Malasseziaceae
Exons: 2
Coding region: 1-519 (172 amino acids)
Source: RefSeq, a predicted model, not a curated record
AUGGCCGACACCGCACGGCCUGUGCGUGCCAUCACAGAUCCCACGCUUCUGCCAAGCAUAGUACCACGAAUCCAGGCCAUUGGGCGUCUGUUAGAGCAGAUCCGCGAUACGCCACUACCCCCUUCGGAUGAAGCACGCUCGACAGAGCAGCCCAUGGAACUGACGUCCACCGCGGCGGAUACCUCGUUGCCGAAUUUGGCGCUGGGCACGAUCAAUGACGAGGAGGAUUGGGAUCCAUGGUCGCAGACAGAUACAACGUCGACGUCGGAGCGGCAUAUCCCGACAGAGCUCUUGCAGGCAUUGGCACGAGAAGCGACUGCCCUCCAGUCUACGUUGACGGACGCACGCCGAGCUGUGGAUGCAGCGCCUGGCUCUGAUAUGAGUGUGGAUGAGCAAGUAUCUGUCAUAGCUACCUCGGAGGCGUAUCAACAAAAACAAGCCGACCUUCAUGCCAAGUGGACAGAGCUGCUGCCGACAUUGACAGCAACAGGACGCACCGAUGCGAUGCUACUCGACUAG